Trichoplusia ni (cabbage looper) is the source of this 1815-nucleotide messenger RNA. It is a transcript of the gene RtcB, whose product is annotated as tRNA-splicing ligase RtcB homolog. The record is from RefSeq and is a predicted model, not a curated record. Lineage: Eukaryota; Metazoa; Arthropoda; Insecta; Lepidoptera; Noctuidae. Gene Ontology annotation, cellular component: nucleus; tRNA-splicing ligase complex. The transcript is spliced from 5 exons. Gene Ontology annotation, molecular function: RNA ligase (ATP) activity. Gene Ontology annotation, biological process: tRNA splicing, via endonucleolytic cleavage and ligation. Bases 159 to 1679 code for a protein of 506 amino acids.
CUGUCAGUCUGGGUCCCUGUUGUCUUUCAAGUUGUGCUGCGGGUUGCAGUUUUCUCCUGUUUUUUUGCUUGUUGUUCUAGAGCCUAGAGGUUAAUUUGAUAAAAAAGCCGAUUUCAUAAAGUUUUUGGAUUCAAGAGUUUUACCAUCUUGUUGUCAAAAUGGUAGUACGUCAAUAUAACGAAGAACUAAAGUACCUUGAAAAGAUGAGUCCAUAUUGCUGGAAAAUCAAAAUGGGUUUUCAGCCAAAUAUGAAAGUAGAAGGCGUAUUCUAUGUUAAUAGUACCCUAGAAAAGCUCAUGUUAGACGAAUUGAAGAAUGCCUGUAGACCGGGCAUGACAGGAGGUUUUCUUCCAGGCGUAAAGCAAAUAGCAAAUGUUGCGGCCUUACCCGGUAUUGUCGGCAAAUCAAUCGGUUUGCCGGAUAUACAUUCGGGAUAUGGAUUCGCUAUUGGCAAUAUGGCAGCUUUUGACAUGGCUGACCCUACAUCCAUUGUAUCGCCAGGUGGUGUGGGUUUUGAUAUUAAUUGUGGUGUCCGUCUGCUAAGAACCAAUUUACAUGAAAAAGAUGUCCAGCCAAUUAAGGAACAAUUGGCUCAGAGUUUAUUUGACCAUAUACCAGUAGGUGUCGGUUCUAAAGGUAUCAUACCCAUGAAUGCUAGGGAUUUAGAGGAAGCCUUAGAAAUGGGAAUGGAUUGGUCAUUACGUGAAGGCUAUGUCUGGGCUGAAGAUAAGGAGCAUUGUGAGGAAUAUGGACGCCUACUAAAUGCUGAUCCCUCAAAAGUCAGUUUACGUGCCAAGAAGAGAGGUUUGCCACAGUUAGGCACCUUGGGUGCUGGUAAUCAUUAUGCUGAAAUACAAGUUGUUGAUGAGAUAUAUGAUAAGUAUGCUGCAGGGAAAAUGGGCAUUGAAAGGCUAGGCCAAGUAUGUGUUAUGAUUCAUUCUGGUAGCAGAGGUUUUGGCCAUCAGGUAGCAACAGAUGCAUUAGUUCAAAUGGAGAAAGCUAUGAAAAGGGAUCAAAUUGAAACAAAUGAUCGUCAGCUGGCUUGUGCCAGAAUUAAUUCAGUGGAAGGUCAAGACUACUUAAAAGCAAUGGCAGCAGCAGCCAAUUUUGCUUGGGUAAACAGAAGUUCAAUGACAUUUUUGACUCGUCAGGCAUUUGCUAAGCAGUUUAAAAUGGCACCUGAUGAUCUAGACAUGCAUGUCAUUUAUGAUGUGUCUCACAAUAUUGCAAAGGUUGAAGAGCAUAUAGUAGAUGGGAAACCCAGGACUCUCUUGGUUCAUCGAAAGGGUUCAACCAGAGCCUUCCCUCCACAUCAUCCAUUGAUACCAGUCGACUACCAGCUGACUGGGCAACCAGUACUCAUUGGUGGAACUAUGGGCACAUGCAGUUAUGUGCUAACUGGCACUCAUCAGGGAAUGACUGAAACUUUUGGUUCCACUUGCCAUGGCGCAGGGCGAGCAUUAUCUCGGGCGAAGUCUAGACGCAAUCUGGACUACAAGGAAGUACUCACAAAAUUAGAGGGCCUCGGUAUUUCCAUCAGAGUAGCAUCACCAAAGUUGGUUAUGGAGGAAGCACCCGAGUCAUACAAAAAUGUUACUGACGUCGUCAACACUUGCCAUGCAGCUGGAAUUAGCAAGAAGACUGUCAAGUUACGCCCCAUCGCAGUAAUCAAAGGCUGAAAUAGUGUAUAAUUUAUACUCAUAAACAUAUUUGUGUGAGGAAUAAUAUCCAAAACUAUAUUAACAUUAUUUGUUUGUAAGUGAUUUUUCAUAAUUGUAUGCAUUGCAUUUCUAAAUAAAAAAUAACUUUUAUUUA